This is a messenger RNA of Centropristis striata (black sea bass), 1969 nucleotides long. RefSeq names its product interferon lambda receptor 1 (gene ifnlr1). Lineage: Eukaryota; Metazoa; Chordata; Actinopteri; Perciformes; Serranidae. The record is from RefSeq and is a predicted model, not a curated record. The transcript is spliced from 7 exons. Gene Ontology annotation, molecular function: protein binding. Bases 1 to 1806 code for a protein of 601 amino acids.
AUGAAGAUGUGGUCCAUGAAGGUCAUCAUCCUCCUUCUGUUCUGCUAUGCUUGUCUGGCAACAGGAAAUGAGAGGGCGCAUUUUGAGUCCAGGAACUUUUUCAACAUCCUCCACUGGGACCCUGUGGAGCCUUCCUUCCCGGGGGAGAAGGUCCUCUACAGAGUCCAGUACUGGAGUGAUUUAAAGGAGGAGGAUGGGUUCCGGAUCAAAGAGGAGUGCCAGAACAUUACGUCUCUGUCCUGUAACCUGACGUUAGACACCCCGUCGGUGUUUGAUGUUCGCUACCGGGCUCAGGUGUGCUACAAUGUCAGCACAUGCUUCCGCACCACCACCUUCAAACCAAUAGCACGUACUACUCUGGGGCCACCAAUCUUAUCGACAUACACAACAGCGUCAUCCCUGCAUGUUGAUGUCACCCUACCUCUGGGGCCAUACGGAGAGUCUUUAGCCGACAUCAUCACCAGGAGCAAAAAGGGACCUUACAAAUCUGUACCGGUUUAUACGUUACACAUCACCCACCCAAAGUGGGCUGAACAGGUUAAUAUGACAGAGAGCAGCCAGUUUGUCAUCAACUUGAAGAACAACGGCACUGAGUACUGUGGAUAUGUGGUCUACAAGCCGUUUGCUGAAUGGGGUCGCAAGGAGAGUGAGAAGGCCACUUUCUGUGUCACGCUGCCAGAUGAUUCCCUGAUGCCUUGGCUUCUCGGGACUGCUGCUCUUCUGACGGCCAUUAUCAUAAUGUCAGUCGUGUGCAUGUGGAAGUAUGUGAAGGUUGGAAAGGAAAAGAGCAUGCCAGAGCUGUUGGUGAAGUUCCCCAGCAGCCAGACUGGAGUACUCAAGUCUCCCGAUAGGAAUCUCAUCAUUUCCAAACCGGAAUUCUGCGUUCAAAAUGAAAAAACAAUUUACGCAACAAUUCAAGUGAAGCCGUUUAAGCCCCCGGUCGGUCCUGGAGGUUAUUCCCCUCAGGACAUCGCCUGCUCAGACUGGGAGGACAGCACCGGCUCCUCUGUGGCCACAGGUCCUCACAGCGCCACCUCGAAUCCUCAGGACACGAGCAACCAGUCGUCAGAGAUCUACAGCUUAGUGACCGUGCACGUCCCCGCUGAACACAAUGAAGUCCUCCAGCAGGCUCCGAGUGGCCGCAGAGAAACCAGCAAUCCACCUUUGUGUUCCAGCGGAGAAAGCUGGGAUAAAGGCGGAUCAGGUCCAAAGCUGACCUCACAUGGAGUAAAACCGUUACCUGAUCCGGAGCCUUGUGAGAGCGACCCAGCCGGGCCGCUGCUGCUGCGCACAGAGCGCGACACAAACGGACAACUCGUGUUGCCCUCGUUCACUUUUCAGCUGCAGAGCGGCACGGACGACACAAUAUCACCUCUCAACUCUGAGAGAAAACCUCUUCUAUCUGACCUCAUAGACUCCAAGAAGGAGGGGCCGUUGUUGGCUUCCCUGCAAAGCUUCGACGGCUCAGAGUGGUCCGACUCGGGGCUAGAUGACAGCUCUGUGCACACGCCAACACAGCCCUACUGCAACUCCAACUUCUCCCCAUCUCAACCAGUUACUCCCUACUUUCAGCAGAGCCCACCUCCUAGUGAUGCCAUGUUUGAAUCAGGUUACAAGGACAACUGGAUACCUGCAACCAUCCUUGGAAAUCCAUCCAAAGACAGCUGUGAAUACAAUAGGACAAACUAUCCGUGGACGUGGACGUGCCCCAGAAAGGAGGAGGAGGAAGGUGAGGCAAAUGAAGGCGAGGAGAGAUCGAGGUCGUAUAUUCUAGGAGGUUGGGGGCUGCAGAUUCAAGAUAAUUAGCGCUUUUUCCUCAUUUGCCUCCUCAAAUAACAUUAAAGACGUUUCAUCGCAGUAGGAAAUUGACGGGAGCACCGACGCUGAUGCUUCAGAGACAAUACAGAAGUUGAUGACUUUGCUAUGGAUGCUGAAAUAUGUGACACCAGAAACUGAAUUUUAAUUAUAA